Molecule: messenger RNA, 15685 nt
Organism: Oncorhynchus masou masou (cherry salmon)
Lineage: Eukaryota; Metazoa; Chordata; Actinopteri; Salmoniformes; Salmonidae
Product: laminin subunit alpha-3-like
Exons: 77
Coding region: 143-10687 (3514 amino acids)
Biological process (GO): regulation of embryonic development; regulation of cell migration; tissue development
Molecular function (GO): signaling receptor binding
Source: RefSeq, a predicted model, not a curated record
ACCGGAGCAAGUGCUUAUUUCACGAGGGAACAUGUAGAGGGGAAGCACAUAGACAGAGGCAACAGCAGCAGCAGAGACACAAGUGAAACUUUUACAUCAGCACACUUGAACCGCGCCAGGCUCAAGGGGACUGGAUUGUUUUAUGCGUGGAGAUUGCGUAUUAUUCCACGGGGAUCUAGAUAACUUGAACUGCGAGUUGCAAUUCUAUUUGAGCAUCUACAGAGAUUAUAGAGGUGGAAGGAACAUGGCGAGGGGGGUGAAGAGAGCUCACCUUGUUACUUUAUUAUUUACUUUGAUGCUCUUAUUUUGGCGGGACGUUUACGCGCAGGUGUCUUUUAACGAAAUAACCGGGUUUAGUUUGAGCCCCCCGUACUUCAACCUCGCGGAGGGGUCACGGAUAUCCGCCACCGCAACUUGCGGUGAAGAUGAAGCAGGGAGACCGAGAUCUGAUUUGUACUGUAAACUUGUCGGAGGACCUACCUUUGGACUUCCUAGUCAAACGAUACAGGGACAGUAUUGUGACAGAUGCAACUCCAACGAGCCAAACAAGGCCCACCCGGUGAGUAAUGCCAUCGAUGGCACUGAGCGCUGGUGGCAGAGUCCGCCUCUCUCCAGGGGGCCUAUGUACAACGAGGUGAACGUCACUUUGGACCUGGGACAGCUCUUCCAUGUGGCCUACAUCCUCAUCAAGUUUGCCAACGCCCCUCGACCUGACCUAUGGGUCCUGGAGCGCUCCCUGGACCAUGGGAAAACGUAUGCUCCAUGGCAGUACUUUGCUCAUUCUAAAAGGGAGUGCAUUGAGAGGUUUGGCAAAGAACCAAAUGGACGCGUAGUCCGAGAUGAUGACCAGAUCUGCACCACAGAGUACUCUAAGAUCGUUCCAUUGGAGAACGGGGAGAUUGUGGUGUCCCUGGUCAACGGUCGCCCGGGCUCUAAGAACUUCACCUAUUCUCCAGUGCUGAGAGAUUUCACCAAGGCCACCAACAUCCGCCUGCACUUCCUCAGGACCAGCACUCUGUUGGGGCACCUAAUUACCAAGGCCCAGAGGGACCCCACUGUCACACGCAGGUAUUACUACAGCAUCAAAGACAUCAGUGUCGGGGGACGUUGCGUUUGUCACGGCCAUGCGGAGGUGUGUGGGGGGAGUAACCAAGGCAAACCCAAUCGGCUGCAGUGCGAGUGCAAACACAACACCUGUGGUGAGUCAUGUGACCGCUGCUGUCCAGGGUUCAACCAGAAGCCAUGGCGUGCUGCUUCGACAGACAGUCCCAACGAGUGCCAACCCUGCCAGUGCCAUUCACAUGCCACUGAGUGUUAUUACGACCCAGAGGUGGAGCAGAGGAGAGCAAGUUUAGACACAUUCGGCAGGUAUGACGGCGGAGGAGUGUGCAUCAACUGCCAGCACAACACAGCGGGCACGAACUGUGAGCUUUGUGCGGAUGGAUUCUACAGACCCCAUGGAUCACCUCCAGAGUCUCACACUGGAUGCAUCCCCUGCCGGUGUGAUGCCAGGACUACUGCUGGUUGUGAGAUGGGGACAGGACGUUGCCACUGCCGGCCAGAAUUCACCGGAAACAACUGUGAACGCUGUGCAGACAGUUACUCCGGCUACCCACAGUGCAUCAGAUAUCCAAUCUACCAGCCCACCACCAAAUCUCCUGCGGGCCAUAUAGUAGAGCCCACUGCCUGCCCUGCUGGUUAUUUCGGAGCACCCAGCUGUCAACGGUGUGUGUGUGACCGCGGUGGAUCAGUGCUGGAGUUGUGUGAUGCGUCAGGGCGCUGCAUCUGUCGUGAUGGUGUGGAGGGUGAGAGAUGUGACCGCUGUCGACCAGGGCACCACUCAUUCCCUAACUGCCAAGAGUGUGUGUGCGACGGCAGUGGUUCGGUGCUGGAGAUGUGUGACGCAUCAGGGCGCUGCGUAUGUCGUGGAGGGGUGGAGGGCGAGAGAUGUGACCGCUGUCGACCAGGUUACCACUCCUUUCCUAACUGCCAAGUGUGCCGCUGUGACGGUGCAGGUGUGACUGACAGGGUCUGUGGGCCCAGCGGACAGUGCCGUUGCCGUGUCAACUACUUCGGAAGUCAAUGUGACCAGUGUGCCCCUGGUUACUAUGGAUACCCAGACUGUGCCUCCUGCCAGUGUUUAGGGGAGGGUUCCUAUGACUCCAUGUGUAACCAAGUAUCAGGCCAGUGUCUGUGUCGCCCUGGGGUGGUGGGACAGCAGUGUGAUCGCUGUGCCGGGUCAGGCCUCCGCUUCCCGCAGUGUUCAGCCUCCAUCACCCAGUGUAACCCAGCAGGGUCAGAGGUCAGCACAGCAGAUCCACAAACGGGUUCCUGUGGCUGCCUGCCCAACGUGGAGGGAACACUGUGUGACAGGUGUAAACCUCUCUACUGGAACCUGGCGACAGAGAACCCCAGCGGCUGUAUAGAGUGUCGCUGUGGCGUCAAAGGCACCCUGAGUGGGGUAGGAGAGUGUCAACAGAAAAGUGGCCAGUGUUACUGCAAGCCCGCCGUGUGCAGCCAUACCUGUGACACAUGCAAGGAGGGCUACUACCUGCUGCAGAAGAGGAACUAUUUUGGCUGUCAAGGCUGCCGGUGUGAUGUGGGAGGAGCCAUAGGCAGAGGGUGUGAUGAGAUGUCUGGACAGUGCCAGUGUCGGAAGAACGUAGUGGGCCGCACCUGCACUGAGCCAGCACCUAACUACUACUUCCCCAGCCUGCACCACCUGAGGUAUGAGGUGGAGGAUGGCAUCACCCCCAACGCCAGGCCCGUACGCUUCGGCUAUGACCCCCAAACGUUCCCAGGAUUCAGCUGGAGAGGUUACGCCAUCAUGUCCCCAGCGCAGCCAGAGGUGAUCCUAUCGUUAGCUGUGGGUUUCCCCGGCCCCUUCCACAUAAUGGUUCGCUACGUCACCACUACCCCCCGCAGACCCACACAGGGGCGGCGGGAUAGGGGGCGAGCUCGAGCCAGGAUCUUGGUGGUGGACGAGCCUGAUUUUCACACUUGCUGUGACUGGUCAGGUCAGAGUAAGGAAGUGGUGUUUCCUUCUAGCUCCUCCCCUGCCUACCUCACGGUCCCUGGGGACGGCUUCGCUGAGCCCUUCACACUGACCCCUGGGAAAUGGAUCAUACGCAUCCAGGCAGAGGGCCUUCUACUGGACUACUUGGUGCUGCUGCCCAGUGAUUACUACGAGGCUCCCUUCCUCCAGGAGAAGAUCGCCCAGCCCUGCACGUACACAUUCACCGCAGACAGAGACACAAACUGUCUGCUGUAUAAGCACAUGGCGAUGAACAGGUUCAGCUCUGUGCUGGGCUCUCAGGGCCAGUUCUCCAGCCAGUGGAGACGCAGGAGGAGACAGGCCCUCGUCCGCCGGCCAACUCCAGCCCACCCCGAGAUGGCCUCGCUCACCGGGAAACAGGCCCAGUUACAGCUGAGCCUGCGCGUGUCUCCACCCGGUCCCUACAUCCUGGUCCUGGAGUAUGCCAGCGAGGUAGACACGGUCCAGAACGUCAACCUCAUCAUCGCUGGCCAAUCAGAGAGUCAUAUCCAGGCCAGAGCCAACAUCUACAGCUGCCAUUACAGCUUCCUUUGUCGCAGUGUGGCGGUCGACGGAACCAAUCGCGCUGCAGUGUUCCAGUUUACCCACAAUGCCGAGCUUCUUCUACAGACCUCCACAGCCUCAAUGCUGCUGUAUAAAGUGUAUGCAGUGCCCGCGGAGGAGUUCUCCAUGGAGUACCUGGACCCCAAGGUGCUCUGCGUCUCUGUCCACGGACGCUUCACUGAGGACAGUCAGUACUGUGUUCCCAGCCAGUACGACAGGCCCUCCACAGCGCUGGUUCUGGACGCAGCUCGGGACGCACACCCCUCCUCCCCACAGGCCGUCCCCCAGCAGAGGGAGAGUGAAGAGUGGAGACGAGGACAACAGGCAGGGGGAUUCCCUUUCCCUGGAGCCCAGAGUGAAGGGGUACUACUCAAAUCUCCCCAGACAGAGAUCCGUUUCAGUGCCAGGGUGCCAGUUCCUGGCAGGUAUGUGUUUGUGGUCCACUACUGUCAAGCUGAACACACCACCUUCCCUGUGGAGGUACGGGUGGAUGCCGGACACACGUGGGCCGGCACUGUGAAUGCCUCUUUCUGCCCGGGAGUCUCCUGCUGCAGGGAGGUGGUCAUCGCUGAGAGGCGCAUCGCUCUGGACCUUCCCCAGCAAGACAUGGCCAUCUCUCUCAAGGUUCCACCCGGGAAGACCCUCACUCUGGAUUACAUCUUGGUGGUUCCUGACGAUAGCUACACCCCUGAUCUCCUGAAAGAGAAGCCGUUUGAUAAGUCAUCUGAUUUCACCAGGCAGUGUGGAGGACCAAGCUUUUCUAUCGACCCCAGAACGUCCUCCCAGUUCUGCAGAGACUCAGCCCGCUCCCUGGUAGCAGCCUAUAGUGACGGGGCCCUGCCCUGCUACUGCGACAAAUCAGGGGCCACGGUGCCCACCUGUAACCCUGUAGGGGGCCAGUGUCCCUGUAGGCCCCAUGUGAUCGGUCGGCAGUGUACACGAUGUGCCACAGGAUACUAUGGCUUCCCAUACUGUAGACCGUGUGAGUGUGGCCAGCGGCUGUGCCACGAGGUGACGGGUCAGUGUAUCUGCCCGCCCCAGACAGUGAAGCCAGUCUGUGAUGUGUGUGAGAGCCAGACGUUCAGCUACCACCCUCUAGUGGGCUGUGAGGGCUGUGACUGCUCCCCCAACGGAGUCAGGCCCAACGCAGGGAGAGACUGUGACCGUGACACGGGACAGUGCACGUGUAAGCCCAGGAUUGGUGGGCGGCAGUGUGACCGGUGUGCUGCAGGGUUCUACAGGUUCCCAGACUGUCUCCCAUGUAGCUGUAACCAGGGAGGGGUCACACCUGAUAUAUGUCACCCAGACACAGGACAGUGCCUCUGCAAGAGGAACGUGCAGGGUGCCCGCUGUGAUGCCUGUAGAGACGGGUCCUUCCACUUUGACCCCUCCCACCCCAGAGGCUGCGUCAGCUGCUUCUGCUUUGGAGCCACCGACCAGUGCCAGAGCUCUGGCAAACGCAGGGGGAAGUUUAUGGACAUGCGUGGCUGGCGUCUGGAGAGGGAUGACCAGGAGGAGGUGGCAUCAGUCCUCAACCCGUCCAGUAACACUGUGGUAGCAGACGUACAGGAGUUGCCUGGCACUACCCAGCUCCUCCACUGGGUGGCGCCACCAUCCUACCUGGUAGACCGGGUGUCGUCCUAUGGGGGCUACCUCACCUACCAGGCUAAGUCCUUUGGGAUUCCCAGUGAGGGGAUGUCGCUGAUGGACCGCAGACCUGAUGUCCUGCUCAGUGGCCAGGAGAUGACCCUGGUCCACAUGUCCCCACAUACCCCUCAUCCUGACAGACUCCACCAGAGCAGAGUCCAGCUAGUGGAGGGGAAUUGGCGUCACUCCGGCACCAACCGUCCUGUGUCCAGAGAGGAUCUGAUGGAAGUCCUGGCAGGGCUGGUUGGUCUGAGGGUGCGGGCCCUCUACUUCACCCAGAGCCAGAGACUCAGCCUGGGGGAGGUGGGCCUGGAGGAGGCCACAGACACAGGGGCCGGGGGCCCUGCCAGCACCGUGGAGGAGUGUGCCUGUUCCGCUCUCUACAGAGGAGACUCCUGCCAGAAAUGUGCUCGUGGUUACUAUAGGGACGGCAGUGGGCCCUACCUGGGUCGCUGUGUUCCCUGCUUCUGUAACGGUCUCGCCAACGAGUGUGACGACAGGACUGGGAGGUGCCUGAACUGCCAGUACAACACAGCCGGGGACAGGUGUGAGCGCUGCAAAGAGGGUUACUAUGGAGACGCUGCCCAGAGAUCAUGCCAGGUGUGCCCGUGCCCCUUUGGUGUGCCAGCUAACAGUUUUGCGGUGGGUUGCAGAGAGGUUGCUGGAGGGUUCCAGUGUGUUUGCCGACCAGGCUACGCAGGAGACAGUUGUGAACGAUGUGCCCCAGGUUACCACGGUGAUCCAUUGACAACCGGAGGAAGCUGUCGGCCUUGUGACUGUGGCGGCAACGGAAACAGCUGCGACUCCAGGACGGGUGUGUGCAAGAAUGCGUUGGAGCCGGGGGACACCAACACAGACGAGCAGUGCCAAGAGUGUGACGACUGCGCCGAGACCUUACUAAACGAUCUGGGGCGUCUGGAUGAGGAGCUGGGCAGGAUUAAGACUCAGCUGGAUAACGCCAGUAUCUCCGCCUCCUCUCAGGACCGACUCAGGAUGCUGGAGAAAGCCAUCACAGAGACCAAGAGUCUGGUGAGCAAGUUCAGUUCCAGUGUGAACAGCCAGAAGCCCAAGGUUAGCCAACUGGAGCAGGACACUCUCAGUGUCAACGAGGAUAUCAGCGCUCUGAAAGAAAAGGCAGACGACAGGGCUGUGGAUGCCCAGAAAGUGCUGGAUGAUGUGGGUAAGACCCAUCUGAGAGCUAAAGACCUGGACACUGAGGCUAGGAACCUGCUCGAGAAGAUCCUGGCCCUGCUGCUGCAGCUGAAAGAGUCUGGUUCCGGUGAUGUGGUGCCCAGUGAGAGCCUGGCUAAGAUGUUAUCCGACGCUGAACGCAUGGUGAAGGAGAUGGAGAGGAGAAACUUCAACCCCCAGAAAGACGCAGCCGACAAAGAGAGAGACGAGGCCCAGAAACUGCUGGACUACAUCAAGGCUAAUGUGACCAAGCAGUAUGAUCAGAAUGAGGCAGCAGCCAAGAGGGUGAAGGGUCUGCUGAAGGACUAUGAGGCUAAACUGAAGGACCUGGAGGAGGCUCUGAAACAGGCUGGGGACAUGGUGAAGAAAGCCAACUCUCAGAACGGACUCAACUCAGAGGCACUGAAAGACAUCCUGAAACGUAUGGAGGACCUGAAGAAGGAGAGGAAGAAGGUCCAGGACCAGAUAGCCAUGGCAGAAGAUCAGCUGAAGGACACAGAGGACCUCCUGAGAAUGCUGAAGGACAGCAAGACUGAGUAUGAACAGCUAGCUGCCCAACUGGACGGCGCCAGGACUGACCUCACCAAGAAGGUCAACGCCAUCUCCCAGGCAGCGGCCAAGGAGGACAUUGUGGAGCGAGCAGAGAGACACGCUGAGAACCUGGCCAAGCUGGCCAAGGAACUACAGGAUGCUGUAAGGGACUCGAGUGGCCGCUCUGAUGUGCGUGAUGCCAUGGACGCCAUUGAGGCCUACAAGAACAUCACAGAUGCGGUCAACGCUGCAGAGAAGGCAGCCAAGGAGGCCAAAGAUGCAGCUGACAAAGCCCUGAAGGAUGUGAAGAAAGAGGACCUGACAAAGAGAGCUAAGAAUCUGAAAGAAAGUGGGAACGACCUACUGAGGGAAGCCAAGGACGCAGAAAAAGAUCUCAAAGAGGCCUCUGAUGACCUCACAGCCCAGAAGAAGCGCCUGAAUGACGCAGAGAAUAAGAAGAAAGCAUUGGAGACGGACCUGCUGGAUGCCCAGGCUGAGCUGAACAACAUCCAGAGAGAUGAUAUAGGAGACAUGCUAGAUGAGGCGAAGAGGAAGGCAGCGGCUGCCAAUGACACGGCCAGCACCACCAUGGACAGACUGAACACCAUCAGAGAGGAAGUGGACAGGUUCAACGUCAUGCCCUCCGACUCCAACCUCGGCAGCAUCAUGGACGAUGUGGACAAGUCAGUGAAGAAUCUGUUGGACAGCAUCCCGUCUCUGCAGGAUAAGAUCUCGGAGGUGGAGGAGCUCAGCUCUCAGCUCUCCCCCGUCACCAACGUCUCUGAUAACAUCAAUAGGAUCAAGGAGCUCAUCGAGCAGGCUAGAGACGCAGCCAAUAGGAUUGUGGUUCCUAUGAAGUUCAGUGGGGAGGGCCACGUGGAGCUGCGUCCCCCGCGGGAUAUUGAAGACCUGAGGGCAUACACGUCCCUGUCCCUGUCCCUGCAGAGACCAGAGCUCCCCAGCAGCCGUGGGGACGGAGCACGCAGGCGGAGACAGGCCACCGCGGUCACAGACACGGGUGACAUGUUCGUACUCUACCUCGGCAACCAAGACUCAUCUAAAAACUUCAUCGGCAUGGCCCUGAGGAAUAACGUGCUGUUCUGUGUGUACAAUCUGGAUGGAGAAGAGUACGAGAUCAAGACAGACUACAUCACUAGGUCUCCCUCUGAGCCUUCCUUCUUUGACAAGGUGGACCUGCGCAGAAUUUACCAAGACGCAGAAGUGAACCUCACCAAGCUGUUCACAUCCAAUCAGCCGGACCCACCUCAGAUCAGCAGCAAGCAGGGAGAGCUGACCAGGAACCUUCUAAAUCUGGACCCUAGUGAGAUUGUCUUCUAUGUCGGGGGCUACCCCUCCAACUUCAGUCCUCCAGCCUCCCUCAACUACCCCAACUAUAAGGGAUGCAUCGAGCUGUCCACCUUCAAUGACAGAUUCAUCAGCCUGUACAACUUUAAGAAUGCUGUCAAGGUCAACCUGGAGACUCCAUGCAAGAGGUAUAGCCAACCAGUGGUGUUUGAGUACUUUGAGGGGACUGGUUAUGCCAAGGUGUCCACCCAAGGUGUCAAGGUGCCCACUCUCAUCCUGGGCCAGACCAUCUCCACACGCUCAGAGAAUGGGCUUUUCCUCUACAUCGGGAAUGAGGAGAACUACUACAGUGUGACGUUCGAGAGAGGCUACGUUGUCAUCCAUAGUAACCUGCUCGGAGAACCCGUACAAAGCGCUACCAAAGUCUUCCCAGUGAAUUCAGACCAAGCAGAAGUGUUGAUCAUUAUUGAGUCUCAAGGAAACCAAGAGAUGAAGAUCCGUGUAGCAGGCAAGGAGGUGGUCAAGUCUGAUGUCCAGUACACCCCAGGUGACUUCACAGAAUACUACAUCGGUGGCGUACCACCAGCCCUGAGAGAAAGACACAACAUCACCGCUCAGCCACUGAAGGCCUGCAUGAACAACAUCAAGCUCAACAGCAAGUACCCCACCUUCGAGGAAAAAGUGGGCGUCAGCCGGGGGUGUCCCACGGACUUCCUGGCGUCUCGUAAAUCAGAGUUUAACGUGGGGAGUUCUCUGUCAGCUGCUCUCGAAGGCUUCAGCCUGGCAAGGGAUGUCUCCGUCUCACUGGGAUUCAGGAGCUCUGAGAGAAAUGGGCUCCUACUGCAGCACACCAAGUCGAGCGUUGGCGCCAUCGAACUUGCCUUGGUCAACGGCUAUGUGGUCCUGACGUUCAAAGACACAGCUUGGAAAUCUUUGAAAUCAAGCAAGCAGUACCAGGACGGCAAAUGGCAUUACCUGACUGCCACCAGAAGGGUGGCUUCUCAAAGUAUCGAGCUGCGGAUAGAUGACGAGGAUGUGGGAGGGCAGAUAACCUCAAGCUCCUUCAGUUCAAACCCAGACUCUGUGUUCCUGGGGAAAGACACCUUCAAAGGCUGCAUCUCCAACCUCUACCUGAGAAGGCCUAACUUUCUGUACAGAGCAGAGGAUCUGAGUCAGUUCAGCUCUACAGGAGAUGUGCUGCUGGAUACGUGUAGCUCUGACAGACCUCCACAACUGAUGCUCGACCACAACACCUCCAGGAAGGGUGGUGGUAUGGAGAUGUCAGAGGACAGUCUCUCUGUGUGUGCACACUCUGUUCUAGUCAAACAUGCCUACCACAUUGGGGGCACUGUGAGUAGCCUGAGCUACAACCUCACUCCCCAGGUGCUCCAGCCCAGACCUCAUUUCUCCCUGGACGUUAGGACCAAGUCUGCCGAGGGGCUGCUGUUCUAUGCAGCCACCAGAGGGGGGAGCUCUCACAUGGCUCUCUACCUGUCCAAGGGCAGGAUCAGGCUGUCAGUAGGCAAGGGGAAGGAGAUCUUCAAUAGGGAGAAGUACAACGAUGGAAGAUGGCACUCGGUAAUAUUCAGCCUAGAAAAGAAGAGGUUCCGGUUGGUAGUGAACGGUAUUAGGGCUCAGGCUGGACAGCUGACCAGUGAUGAGGCCACGUCCAUGGAACUGAUCUGUCCUCUUUACCUGGGAAGUGCUCCUGAUUCCUUGUACACAGAACUUAAGUGGAAGCUCCUCCCAAAGCAAAGUGUGAUUGGCUGUGUGCGUAACUUCAAGAUGAAUGGCACUCCCAUGCCCGAGCCGACCACCAAUCAUGGUGCUGGCCCCUGCUUUGACGGACAGACACAGAGUGGGGCCUACUUCUCAGGGAGAGGGGCAUACGUCCUUAUUAAUGAUUCCUUUGUGGUGGGCUCCAGCUUUGAGGUGGUGUUUGACAUCCGUCCCAGGAGUCUGACUGGUGUUCUGCUCCAUGUGGGGGACUCCAGCAGGCCUCGCCGUGAGCCCAACACUGGACACCACCUCAGCCUCUACAUGCACAGUGGAGAGGUGGUGGCACGUGUGAACAACGGAGCUGGUGAAUUCAGUGUUUCCGUUCGGCCCAAGCAGCCCUUGUGUGAUGGAAUGUUCCACAGAGUUGCAGUAAUCAAGAGGAACAACGUUGUGGAGAUGCAUGUGGACACUGAGGGCGACCACAAAAUAGGACCUCCUUCCUCCUCCCCCACUCUGACCAAAGACCCACUUUAUGUGGGCGGCAUUCCAGAAACAUCCAUGCACCCAUCCCUCCCAGUCACAGGGUCCUUUGAGGGCUGCAUCCAGAACAUGAAGAUCAAUGAGGACCCAAUCUCCUUCGAGAGGCUCUCUGGGGUAUUCGGGCCACUCAACCUCAGAGAGUGUCCAGCUGGCUGAGUAGAAUCUACUCCAUGACCACAUCCUGGGAUCACAUCCACUCUACACUAGCCGCUGCGUGCAAUCUGUUCCAAAAACAGAGAAUGUGUGUGUAUGUGUGUGAGAGAUAGUGUUGAGUGUGUAUGUGUGAGAGAGAGAGACGUGUGUGUGCAUGCGUGGAUGUGCGUCACAAGGAUAGUAAAACGAGGACCAUUUGGACAAGUGGGGGACAUUUUGAUAGUCCCCACGAGGAAAAAUGCUAUUUUAGGCUCAGGGGUUAGGUUUAGGGUUACUAUUAGGGUUAUAAAUAAAUGUAGGGUUACGGUUAGGGUUAAGGUUAGGAGUUAGGUAUAGUUUUAGGGUUUGGAGUUAGGGUUAGAUUUAGGGGCUAAGGAAAAUAGUAUUUUGGAUGGGAAUCAAUUAUUUGUAAACGUGUGCUUUAAAAAAAAGUAAAUUUGUUGAUUGAGAGGCAUACAAAUAAGAUUAUUUCUUGAUACAUUUGAAAUUAGGUCUAAUUGUGGCCACACCCGGACUAUAUUGUGAACGACUGUUGGCGUAAUGUAUUGCUUGACUGCAGUGGGGGUGAUGACCAAAACGUAGUUUGUGAACUGCAACCCCCGAAAUUAUUUGUUCUCUAGUUUGUUAAGCAGAGGCUGUGUAGGUUUUGGUUCUACAAAGCUCUGUCCGUGAUAAAUAAGUGGCAAUGCCAGAGAAACCUGUAUUUUGAGGAUUUAUAGGUGUAACCGGUGCUGUACUGCACCGCUGUAACUCUGGUUGAUUGAGACUAUAUGUAACGGAUGUGAAACGGCUAUUUUAGUUAGCGGUGCGCGCUAAAUAGCGUUUCAAUCGGUGACGUCACUUGCUCUGAGACAUUGAAGUAGUUGUUCCCCUUGCUCUGCAAGGGCCGCGGCUUUUGUGGAGCGAUGGGUAACGAAGCUUUGAGGGUGACUGUUGUUGAUGUGUGCAGAGUGUCCCUGGUUCGCGCCCGGGUAUGGGCGAGGGGACGGUUUAAAAAUUAUAUUGAUGCUGUUGACCUGGAUCACUGGUUGCUGCGGAAAAAGGGGGAAGGUCAAAAGGGGGGUGAGUGUAACGGAUGUGAAACGGCUAUCUUAGUUAGCGGGACGGUUUAAAAAUUAUACUGUUACAUAUAGACGUGGACUUUGGAGAUCAGGUAGUUUUAAUCAAGCAGAAUUCACUCUCUGCAUCUGCAUCCAAAAGGAAAUAAAACAUUUGUAGAUCACAUAUGUUCUGAGAAUCGUCGCCUCUUUCUCUCAUAGUGCAUCACAAUGAUUUUCGAAAACAAAAAUGAGUACAGCCUCUCCUUAUUAUGCAUCAACACAUAACAUAUUUUUUACAUAGAUAAAACCACAUGCCUGCAUCCAAAGAAAAUAAAACAUUUGUAGAGCACAUAUGGUCUGCGAAUCGAAUCGUCGCCUCUUUCUACAGCAGAUGCACAAUACAAGGGACUGGGAUCAUUUGAGGAGCUAGCCAUCAUUCACACAUACAAUAGCCUGCUAAUUCCUAGUACAGACAGUUGGUGCUUGGUGGUUGGAGCAUGUCACUGAGCUGGAGGGUUGUGUACUUCUUAGGUUUUGGCGUUCCAUCAACGGGACAGUUGUAAAUCAUGUAUCAAAUCGCCGUGUAUCAUGAUCGCACAUUUAGAGAAACAACAAAUGUCGGUACAUAUAAGUGUCUUAUAUUGGCUGAAAGCUUACAUUAUUAUUAAUAUAACUGCACUGUCCAAUUUACAGUAGCUAUUACUGCGAACAAAUGCCAUGCUUUUGUUUGAGGAGAGCGAUAGGUUUGAUAAAUUCACAUCUGAAGGUGAAAUGUGUACUUACAAUUUGAAAUCUUGCUCUGAUUUAUCAUCCUAAGGGUCCCAGGGAUAACAUGAAGUGUCAUUUUCUUAGAUAAAAUUGUUAUUCAUAUCCUAGAAAGGUCCAUAUAGCACGAUCGAUUUUGUACUUCCACUCGCUCAAUUUGCAAAGAUAGGAAUCUGUGAAAAUGUAACCCUAAACGUUGUUUCAACUAGUCAAAUUACAUUUGUACGUUCGCCUCCCGGGUGGCACAGUGGUCUAGGGCACUGCAUCGCAGUGCUAGCUGUGACACUAGAGACUCUGGGUUCGCGCCCAGGCUCUGUCGCAGCCGGCUUCCGGGUUGGAUGCGCGCUGUGGUUCGGUUGUGUUUCAGAGGACGCAUGGCUUUCGACCUUUGUCUCUCCCAAGGCCGUAUGGGAGUUGUAGCGAUGAGACAAGAUAGUAACUACUAAUAAUUGGAUACCACAAAAUUGGGGAGAAAAGGGGGUAAAAUUCAAAUAAAAUAAAUUACGUUCGUAUUUAUUCCUCAGAGAUCCUAGAAUGUAACCAGACUUCACUAUAUUAUAUCCUAUAGGACACCAAAUGUGGUCAGAGAGCGAUGCCUUCAUGGUGAUGACACGGGCGGUCUUCACUUGAUUGACUUUUAAAUAAGCACCAAUCGGGGUCAAUCAAAGCUAGCUAGAUAGCCAUUGAGCUGGGCUUUAUGGGAGUAUGCGGAAACCCCGUAUCUGUUGCACAAUUUUGCUGCUCUCCUUGUGCGACAGCAAGCCUUUUCCUUUUGGACAAAAACUGCAAGAAUAUGGGGACUUAUGAAGUUAUGAAAACUGAGUGUUUUGCAAAUGGUGAACUUACAAUAUGGCUACAAAUACUGGAAAAACUAAAUCAAAGUCCAAUUAUACAGAUUUGUCGAUAUUAUUGCAGAAAAAUGUAAUAUAAAUGUAAACGUGUCCACUAUUUGCCCAAAUGUACCUGGGUGGCUUCAAACUAAAUGUAACGUAGCUUGCUCGUACUUCAAGUUAUUAGUCUAAAAUUUUGCACAUACACUGCUGCCCUCUUGUGGACACCAUCAGAAUUACAACCAGAGUGAUGGCUAGAUUUGGGACCUUUCUGUUGCAUUUCAAAGAUGGUGGUAGAAUUAUCAUUUUUUUAAACAGUUGUUUUUUUCUUUGUAUUUUCUUCUACCAGGUCUAUUGUGCUAUAUUCUCCUACAUUCAAUUCACAUUUCCACAAACUUCAAAGUGUUUCCAUUCAAAUGGUACCAAGAAUACACAUAUCCUUGCUCCAGGCAGUUAGAUUUGGGUAUGUCAUUUUAAGCGAAAAUUGAAAAAAAGGGGCUAUGCAUUAAACCUGUUGUAGGACUCUUUGCGGCCAGCAGGUCAAAUGAACGACUAAAGUGAACGAGUCACUCAGAAAUACGAAUCAUGAUUCCCGAGUCAGUAAAACGAUGCGUGCAUGUAUGUUGUGACGUACAAGCGGCACAGAUAUAAUUGUAUGUUACUCUGUAUGGAACAUGAAUAUAAAGAGAGGUGGGCUAGUCUGUAGUGUAGUAUAUUUAUUUUGUGAUAAAUGUGUUUACUAUCACCAUCUUGUUAUUGAAUAUAUUGCGAUAUUGUAAUUCUGUACCAUGGGUUAGAAAUGUCUGUUUUUCCCCAAUUAUGCUCUUCCUUUGUAUUUCCUCAUCCCCCCUCACACUUGGGCUCCCGAGUGGCACAGCGGUCUAAGGCAGUGGAUCUCAGUGCUAGAGGCGUCAUUGUAGACCCUGGUUCGAUUACAGGCUGUAUCACAACUGGCUGUUAUUGGGAGUCCCAAAAGGGCUGUGCACAAUUGGCCCAGCGUUGUCUGUGUUUGGCUGGGGUAGGAUGUCAUUGUAAAUAAGAAUUUUUAAAUAAAGGUUAAAAAAAUGUUUUUAUAAAAAUAGUAUACAAAAGCUUUCUUUAGAGUGGAUGUGGCGUUUGUUUGGCCAGUAUUGCAUCAUGGCUACCAUACAAGCUAAGCAUCUCUGCACUUUAAAAAAAUAAAUGCCAUGUUGACCAGUUUAACAACAAAAAUAUCAGUCACAACAAUUAACUCUACAUUGGUAUUACCAUUUUAAUUACCAUUCUGUGUCUCUAGCGACAUGUAACUAUGAACUCAUAUUAAAUGUUUGGGCCUACUAUAAUUACAUUGUGAUUUUUUAUGGAUCCGGAGUAGUCAAUUAUUGGUAAAAAGCUAGACAUUUUUUCUCAAUGGCCUCAAAUUAUAUUCAACUGAACUGGGACCACAGAGAAAUGUACAGAAAAUAUAUAGACCAUUUUCUCACAUACAAGUAUACUGAACAAAAAUAUAAAUGCAACAUGCAACAAUUACUGAUUUUACUGACUUACAGUUCAUAUAAGAGAAUCUGCCAGUUAAUUGAAAUAAAUCAAUUAGGCUCCGUCUAUGGAUUUCACAUGAUUGGGCAGGGGCACAGCCAUGGGUGGGCCUGGGAGGUCAUAAGCCCACUGACUGGGAAGCCAGGCCCAGCCAAUCAGAAUGAGUUUUUCCCAACAAAGGGGAUUUAUUAGAGAGAAAUAUUUUCAUCAGCCGCCCGGCUGGUCUCAGAUGAUCCCUCAGGUGAAGAAGCCGGAUGUGGAGGUCCUGGCCUGGCGUGGCUACACAGGGUCUGCGGUUGUGAGGCCGGUUGGAUGUACUGCCGAAUUCUCUUAAAACAACGUUGGAGGCGGCUUUUUGUAGAGAAAUGAACAUGAAAUGAUCUGGCAACAGUUCUAGUGGACAUUCCUGCAGUCAGCAUGCCAAUUGCACGCUCCCUCAAAGCUUAAAACAUCUGUGGCAUUGUGUUGUGUGGCAAAACUGCACAUUUUAGUCUGGCCUUUUAUUGUCCCCAGCACAAGGUGCACCUGUGUAAUGAUCAUGCUGUUUAAUCAGCUUCUUGAUAUGCCACACCUGUCAGGUGGAUGGAUUAUCUUGGCAAAGGAGAAAUGCAGGGAUGUACACAUUUGUGCACAAUAUUUUAGAGAAAUAAGCUUUUUGUGUGGAUGGAAAAUUCCUUGGAUCUUUUAUUUCAGCUCAAGAAACAUGGGACCAACACUUUACAUUGCAUUUAUAUUUUUGUUCAGUAUAGAUAUACUGUACCUCAGACUAAGCUUUGUAUAUAAUUUUGUAUCAUUCUUGAUAACCUUUUUCCAUUAUUAAACACUUUGUUGCAGAUGUUGUAUUCACUCUU